ACUGGUGUCUGCCUAAGAAGAGAAGGCUGCAUGGAUCCUGUCCUGGUCCUGGCGCUCACUCUCUCCUCUCUGCUUCUCCUCUCACUGUGGAGACAGAGCUCAGGGAGAGGGAAGCUCCCUCCUGGCCCCACACCUCUCCCACUUGUUGGAAACAUCCUUCAGAUAGAUGUGAAGGACGUCAGCAAAUCUUUAAAAAAAUUCUCAAAAGCCUACGGCCCCGUGUUCACUCUGUACUUCGGCCUGAAGCCCACUGUGGUGCUUCAUGGUUAUGAAGCUGUAAAGGAAGCUCUUGUUGACCUAGGAGAGGACUUUUCUGGAAGAGGCAGUUUUCCAAUAUCUGAAAGGGUUAACAAAGGCCUUGGAAUCCUUUUCAGCAACGGGAGGAAAUGGAAGGGGAUCUGGCGUUUCUCCAUCAUGACCCUGAGGAAUUUUGGGAUGGGCAAGAGGAGCAUUGAGGACCAGGUUCAGGAGGAGGCUCGGUGCCUUGUGGAGGAGCUGAGGAAAACCAAAGGCAAAUGUCGCUUUUGUGUUACUGACCAGCUUGCUUCCUUCUCUAAUGAUCUCCAUGGCGACAGCACUGGGACAGAACACCUUACAUUGAGGGCAAUGCUUGGCGAUGCUGUGCCAGAGAAGCGAUUUGGUACAGAGAGCCAAGGAAGCUUUUGUAGCUGUGUACCUUCCGUGUUUAUACUCAGUGUCUGUGCACAUGGGGUGGGGAUAAAAACUCACUAAACUCUAUUUUAUGCCAAGCUUUACUUUCCGACAAUGCCGUACAGACAAAAGGACUGAAUAUCACUUAUCAGACUUAGCAGUGUUUUCCCCCAUAGCACAGUUGUGGGUUGACUAUUCUAGAACAUUUUACUAGGAAAUGUUUGUGAGAGGAUGUUACAGAAGUGACGCACUGCUCCAUGGAACGUGAGACCAUUCCAUGCUUUUGCUUACCUGCUCUGCUUUGUAGCUUCAGCCUCCCUGAGGGACAUGUGUGGGGUUCUUUAAAGGGCCGUGUCUGCAGUGUUCCCAGCGACAGCGCUGUGCACUACUUCCUUGUCUGUAGGCAUCGUUAACGCCCCUUUCACACUUGUGAUUUGUUUCUCAGUUUUUUUGACUAUUUAAAGAUGUCAGCUGGUGUUAUUUAAAAUCACUCACUGUGUGCUUCACUUUUACAUAUUUUAAAAGUUGUCUACAUUACAAAAAGGAAGUUUUAAAUUGGUUUAUUGAACUAAAUUUCAAAUUUUAUUAAUGUUUAACCUUCAACUUCCCUAGUUGUGGGUUUGCUCUAUUUCAGUUUUUCUUACAUUAUUCUCUAUCUUUAUUUUGUACUGACUGUGAGUUCUUUUUUCCCCUCUCUAUUAUAUGAGGCUCUGAAAUCUUGGGCUUCCCCUCCCAAGGCAAGCUGAUUGAUAGCAAUAGCAAAUGCUUUCUCCAAAGCAUGCUUUUGGUAUACAAACCUGUCUAUGGCCUUCAACCACCUCCUUUAGUAAAUUUCCAUGCACCAAGUCCAUGUUCUUGCUGUAAAUCCAUUCAGGACCAGAGGUGGGACAGUUAGUGACCCCUAAGACCCAGAGGUUUCUGUAAACUUUGCAAUCCUAAACUUACAAAGUCUGCCUUCCUGACUCAGUAAGACAUUCAGAUUCCAACAAAGGCCCUGCUCUCUACUUUUCCUCUGUCACCUGCUUCCAGGCCUGUCCCAUGGGAACUGUCCUUUCUAGGAGUCUGUUGAAGGUCAGCCUGAUCAGUGAACCUCACUAUAUCCGGAUGAAAACAAAAUUUUGGCUGAAUUUUUAAACAAUUAAAUUUUGAGUUGGAGUAUUGAUGGAAGUUUUAUUCCUACCUUCACCCUUGGCUCCACUCAUCUGUGUUGUAGUUGUCACAGUAAAUACGAUUUUUAGCUUGGAUUCCAAAUGACCUCGGUAUUUACAUGUCUCUUCAAAAUGAUGCAGAAAGCAAGAUUGAGAAUCAGACUUUUACUGUGAACCCCCUUCCCCAAAUAUCAAAUUAAUAAUUCCAAUGGCUAUCUAUUUCUCUCCUAGGCUAAAACAAAACAAAACAAAAAACAAAACAACUUCUGAACAGUCAGUGUCAUGGUGUGUUACAACAGAAAGGGGGCCUGGCUUAGGUUUAGUUAACUACUAAAUAGGCUUCUUCUGUUGAUUUCCCUGUCACUGUGCACAAAUAUCUUUUAUAGCUGAUGUACAUUUGUAGACUUUACAUAUUAAAGUUUAUUCAUUAUUUCAUUAGAACCAAUUUUGCUGAAAUUUGUCCACAAAGUAUUCAGUCUGAUUUAAUUUGCUUUUCUGUAAAGUAAUGGA
This is a messenger RNA of Psammomys obesus (fat sand rat), 2309 nucleotides long. Its product is annotated as cytochrome P450 2C28-like. The record is from RefSeq and is a predicted model, not a curated record. The transcript is spliced from 3 exons. Bases 31 to 732 code for a protein of 233 amino acids. Gene Ontology annotation, molecular function: iron ion binding; heme binding; oxidoreductase activity, acting on paired donors, with incorporation or reduction of molecular oxygen, reduced flavin or flavoprotein as one donor, and incorporation of one atom of oxygen. Gene Ontology annotation, biological process: xenobiotic metabolic process. Gene Ontology annotation, cellular component: intracellular membrane-bounded organelle; cytoplasm. Lineage: Eukaryota; Metazoa; Chordata; Mammalia; Rodentia; Muridae.